Messenger RNA from Mycetomoellerius zeteki, 1414 nucleotides. RefSeq lists its product as uncharacterized. The coding region runs from base 65 to 1414 and encodes 449 amino acids. The transcript is spliced from 7 exons. The record is from RefSeq and is a predicted model, not a curated record. Lineage: Eukaryota; Metazoa; Arthropoda; Insecta; Hymenoptera; Formicidae.
UCCACAUCAACAUGAAAAUAAUAAGAUUGACGGCAACCGAAGUUAUUCCACGAAUAAAUCUGUGAUGAUCCACGAUGAGAAAAAUAGCGCGGCUCUAAAUAGAUUUCUAGAAGAUGUUCUAAAUGCGCAGAACGAUUUGAAGUGGAUAGAUCACGUCACACGUCAUAUUAGUCAUAGAACACACCUAAAUGAUCCGCUGGCGCAUACAAACCAGCACUCUACGGUAUCCAUCAACACAAGGAAUAUCCUGGAACGGGAUGAUAUUGGUUAUGGAAGUAGGUUACGCGGCAAGAGGGGCUUCGAUCGGAAUUAUGAAACGAUGUGGAUACUGCAGAAGAAUUAUGGACGAAAGAGUACUCGCGAUAUACCUCAAAGAGUCUAUCUAGAUAAUGAUAUGACAUUUAAUGCUGAUAACACUUUUUAUCAAUCAGAUGGCACGUUAGAUAGAGCUGUCUACGAAAAAGGAACGAUGGUCGAUCAGCCAUUGAAAGAUUGGACUGAAAAGAAGAAUUUCCAUUCCUCGCGCGACUGGUCGAAUUCUAAUGAGAAUCCCAAAGUGACUAACGGCGAAAAUACAUGGCUUCGAGAUUACGAAUCUUCUGAAAAUCUCGUUAAUUCUGAUUCGAGCAAAGACGAAAAGUUACAGACUGACCUGCAGGAUCAAUUCGAAGUAUCGUUGCACGAUCCAAUAUAUGCAAAUGAUUUAACCGCUUUGCGGAGAUCUCCAGUUGCAAUAAAAAAUGGCAAAACCCGAAAUGUACCGCUAUCAUUGGAAUCUUUGAAAAGAACUGUAUUAGAAUUAAGAAAUAGUUUGAUGUUGGGUUAUAAAAAGAGAAAUAUAAUACCGAAAAGAGAAUCUAAUUGGCGGGAUGAGCCAAGAUCGACAGCUGAAAUGUACAAUUUUGGGGGAGAUCUUGACAACUAUCUUGAUGAAGAAACAAUGCGGAAGCUAAAAAAAGCAAAAACUGUAGAUAACGAAAAUGAAGAUGACUCAAAACUUUUUCAGGGAGUAGAGUUUGGAGAAGCAUAUUUUGGGAGACGAAAUUCGAAAGAAUCACAUGAUCGCAGUAAACGUAACAGAAGGAGUUUUGUCGUAGAUUCAAAUUACACAAAUCAUCAGAAAGAUAUUCCUGAAAAUAACCGCUAUCGAAAAAUUGAAAUAAUUAAUAACGUUCUCAAAAAUGUAACUACAAUACAAAAUAUUGAAGAAGUUGUUACUGAAUUAUAUUCUAGUUAUCUCAGCAACGACGGAAAAAAUUCGGUGAACACUUCAAAUAAGAUGAAUAUUACCGAUUCGCAAAAUUCUUUAGAUAAAGGAUUUUUUUCAAGUAAUCAUUUCAAUAAUUUAACGAUUAUUCCAUCAACAGCUAACAAAAAUGUAUUACCAAAAAUGAAGUUCCUAAAGCAAGCUUGA